Elgaria multicarinata webbii is the source of this 1207-nucleotide messenger RNA. RefSeq names its product peroxiredoxin like 2C (gene PRXL2C). Lineage: Eukaryota; Metazoa; Chordata; Lepidosauria; Squamata; Anguidae. The transcript has 6 exons. Bases 16 to 711 code for a protein of 231 amino acids. The record is from RefSeq and is a predicted model, not a curated record.
CCGGGCACUUCCAGCAUGGCGGAACCGCCGCCAGCGGGACCCCCGCCGCCGCCUGCGGUCACACGGCAGAUCGGCAGCCGAAGCCUUUCGCGGCCAACCGGGGAAGAUUCGCCCCCGGAACUGCGGGACGCCGCCCAGCGCCUGGUGGUGGAUGUGCUCGGGAAGGAGAUCCCGUUCGGCGUCCUUUACAGGGAGCGGAAGGCGAUCGUGGUGUUCGUGCGGCAUUUUCUGUGUUAUACUUGUAAGGAAUAUGUCGAGGAUCUGGGCAAAAUUCCCAAGAAAUUUUUACAAGAUGCAGAUGUCAGACUUGUAGUUAUUGGACAAUCAUCACACCACCAUAUUAAGCCAUUUUGCAAUUUGACAGGUUAUCCUCAUGAAAUGUACGUAGAUCCUGAAAAGGAAAUUUAUAGAAUGCUUGGGAUGAAAAGGGGGGAAGCAUCCAUUGCCUCAGUGCAGAGCCCUCACGUUAAAUCCAGCUUGCUAUCAGGAAGCAUUAAAAGCAUGCUGAGAGCAAUGGCAAGCCCUGCAUUUGACUUUCAAGGAGAUCCAGCUCAGCAGGGAGGUACCUUGAUUUUAGGUCCAGAUAAUGAAAUCCACUUUGUGCACCUGGACAAGAACAGGUUGGAUCACGCUCCCAUUAACACUGUUUUGCAAUGUGCAGGAGUUCAAACAGUAGACUUCACCCACCGAUCUCAGAUUAUUGAAGUGUGAGUUUUCGAAAGAAGGAAACUCCAGGUGGCAAGUGAAAUGAUACACAGCAAAAGUUGAUUCCAGCAAAUCACCGGGCUGAGGUUACUGUAACUUUGCUAAAUGAAAGAUCCCUGGCUAUUAGGUAGACUGGUUUCUGGUAGGUGAGAAAAGGACUUCAUACUUAAUAUUGUAUUCAAGGAAGCAAUGUUUACACUAUGAUGCAUUUAACAAGAAAUCAUUUGUAUAAAUCUGCUGCACAAAAAGAUACUUUGAGGCUGUAAUCCUGUACCCACUUUACUUGUAAUUAAGUUGCAUUGAACUCAGUGUGGCUUACUUCUGAGUAGACACACACAGAAUUGCAUUGUAAAUGUUGCUUGUCAUAAACAGAGUAUGCAUUUUAUUCUAUUCACAGCAUUUUGUUGAUUGUUUAGCCUUUUCUACCAUUCCUUCCCAAGGAUUUAAUAAAAUGAAAUACUCAUCUACAGAUCUAAAUAAAAAAGUAAAUUUCUACGAUUUC